GUGCCAGUCCUGGGUGGUGGGGUUUUGUGGGGCCUCUGCGGCCCUUCGCGGUGGUUGCUGGGAAGAGGACAUCGGCCAGAGUUACUGGGGCUGGUUGGGCUCGGCGCUGUGAGGCGGGAGGUCUUUGAAGACCAGGAUCCCGCCAGGUGCUCAACGGCGUUCCUCCUCGUCCCACGAGCCUGGAGUACCUUUGAGGAAAGGAGAGUAUUUCUGUGAGUACACGGUCUAUACCCUGCCUCGGCUGCCUUUCCUUGAAGGAUUGUAACAGGAUGUCUGCACAGUCGGUGGAAGAAGAUUCAAUACUUAUAAUCCCAAAUCCAGAUGAAGAAGAAAAAAUUCUGAGAGUGAAACUAGAGGAGGACCCUGAUGGUGAGGAGGGAUCGAGUGUUUCCUGGAAUCAUCUCCCUGACCCAGAGGUUUUCCGACAGCGGUUCAGGCAGUUUGGAUACCAGGACUCACCAGGUCCCAGAGAGGCUGUAAGCCAGCUCCGAGAACUUUGCCGCCUGUGGCUCAGACCAGAGACACACACUAAGGAACAGAUACUGGAGCUGGUAGUGUUAGAGCAGUUUGUUGCCAUCCUACCUAAGGAGCUACAGACUUGGGUUCGAGAACAUCACCCGGAGAAUGGAGAGGAGGCAGUGACCGUGCUAGAGGACUUGGAGAGUGAACUUGAUGAUCCUGGACAGCCGGUUUCUCUCCGCCGGCGGAAACGGGAAGUGCUUGUAGAAGAGAUGUCUCAAGAAGACGCUCAGGGAUUACCAAGUUCGGAGCUUGAUGCUGUGGAGAACCAGCUCAAGUGGGCCUCCUGGGAACUCAGCUCUCUGAGGCACUGUGAUGAUGAUGUCAGGACAGAAAAUGGAGCGCUGGCUCCAAAGCAGGAGAUUGCUUCCGCUGUGGAAUCUCAGGAAGUUCCUGGCACUCUUAAUAUAGGUGUUCCUCAGAUUUUUAAAUAUGGAGAAACCUGUUUACCCAAGGGCAGAUUUGAAAGAAAGAGAAAUCCCUCUCGAAAGAAACAGCACAUAUGUGACGAAUGUGGAAAACACUUCAGCCAGGGCUCAGCCCUUAUUCUUCACCAGAGAAUCCACAGUGGGGAGAAGCCGUACGGAUGUGUCGAGUGCGGAAAAGCCUUCAGCAGAAGCUCCAUCCUUGUGCAGCACCAGCGAGUCCACACUGGGGAGAAACCUUACAAGUGUCUUGAGUGUGGGAAAGCCUUCAGCCAGAAUUCUGGGCUCAUUAAUCAUCAGCGAAUCCACACUGGGGAGAAACCUUAUGAAUGUGUCCAGUGUGGAAAGUCCUAUAGUCAGAGCUCAAACCUUUUUAGACAUCAGAGACGACACAAUGCAGAAAAACUUUUGAAUGUUGUGAAAGUUUAAGAAAUUAGGGGGAAACAAUGAGCACUCAGGUCUUUUUCUUCAGAAAUGAAGACAAUUAAAAACAUGAAGUGAUAAAAGUUUUUUUCCCUGUUGACUGAGAAAAUCCACUGGGGGAUACAAAAAAAAUCUUCAUUCAUCAUUAUUAUCUCGAAAGAAAUGCUGUUAGGCCUAAAAACUGAAAUUUUAAAUAAUUCAGGUAUUAAUACCUAAAAUUUCCAUGUGAUAUUUAUAUUCUCUUUUCUCCCAAGUAAUGAGCUACCUAAUUCUUUGUCCCUUUCUUAACAAUUUCCUUUUUCAGACAAAGAGUUUAUUUCUGUGUUGGUCAUUGGAAUGUUGUUUUAUAAGGAUACAUACCUUUCUAUUUUAAAAGGCAACGUAAGAAUUGUAAAAUCUAAAAGCCCAUCAUUUAAAAACAUCUUUGAACAUUUAGUUUCCUUUUGUUCAGUUUGAGUAUAUUUGGGGAAACUAGAAGAUACAGACUAGUCAAAGCCUCAGUGUUAAAUGCGCCUUAAGAUCUCAGAUGAGUGAUGGUGGCAGAAUUUUAAAGAGUGAAGGGAAAAACUGGAAAAGUUACACACUGAGGUGUAUCCGUUACGUACAGGCAUCUUUCCUUAGGAAAACAACAGCAACAACAAAACUGAUUUUAUCUAAGUUGUGGGCAUCUUACUAAUGAAGAGAGUUUCCUAUGUAAAAAUCACACUUGUAAAGUGAAGAUAAAUGUUACACUAAGGAAGAAUGCUGGUGUUGAAAGGCAGAUGUAAAAUUAGGCACUUAGAUGAUGUGGCUUUUAGAAAAUCUCAAGUCUCACUCAUUUUGCUCUCAUCCUAGUUAAGGGUAUAGAAAACUUAAGGGGAGGGCAACAGUAUCAGGUUUGCUUUUCUUAUUCCUUUGGUACAAAAGGGUUGAACACCAGGCUAAAGCAGCCAUGCAUUUGUUACUGAACAUUUUACCGACAAUGCACUGUGCUAGGUACUGUAAUCCUCCUGUCAGCAGGUAGGCAUUUGUUCCACUGUAAGUCACAGGGGUUUCCCCGUCAGCAUUCCCAGGUCACUCUGAGAUUCCCAGAGUUUAGUUCUCUUAGCAGUGUGUUGUGUUUGGAGGGAGGUCAGCUCAGAAAGCUAGCUAGUCAGCUCUUCGCACUUUUCAGAGGUGAGCUCAAGAUACCCUCUAUUAGUUUAAACAGGUUUGAAUCUUAAAAAUCCAAAUGUAAUUUCUAGUAGUAUUGUAGUUAUAACUACACGUUAAGUUGAAUGGACCUUCAAAAAUAAAUAACUAGGCUAUGAAUAACUAGUUUUAUUAACUGGCAGAAUUGAUUGAAUUGUUUAAUUUACAGUCUUAACACAUUUUUUAAAAAAACAUUAAAUGUAUUACAUUUUAGUAGUAGGAUUCUGUGUACCUGGCUAAGAAUCCAGGUACUGUGGCUCUACUGUUUAGUGGCAAACUCCGGAAGUUAAAGCAUCGAGGAUAAGAGAAUGUGGGUUUUUUUUUGUUUGUUUGUUUGUUUUUUAUGUAAGACAGGCGUCAUUACAUGGAAAAUGAUCCACAGGAGGACAAAUAUUUCCCGCAAUUUGGGUUAUAUCUGGUACUUGGUUGAAUUUUAAACUGAAAAGUGAGAUUUUUGCGUGAGUUAUUGAAAACAGUUCUAAAUGCAGUACAGCUGGUGAAUGAGGCAGAAUGAAGCUUGUUCAUAGAUUUCGGAUAACAAUUCUAAGAAACGUGCUUUAUAGAUUAAGAUUUAUUGAAGUAUAAAUAUGUAGUAAUGCUAUAAUGUAUUUUUAAGUUAUACAAGAAAAGUAGGGACUUUUGUUUGGGUCUUUUCUCUGUGGCUGAGAGGAAACACAUUAAUGUCCAAUAAAGCUGUAAACGCCUCUGCUCUAAGGUAGCGUGACCUGGAAUCGUGUUACUUAUUUGUUUAUGGCUGGUCCUUUCCCAGCAGGUUUUUGAGGUGGCACAUUUGAUGACUGCUGGGAUGACAGAGUAGGUAAUAGGGUGGAAUGCCAGACUUACCAAUUUUAGGGGUAGAUUUGGUAAUGUGGAAGCGCAGAAAAGGCGGUACUAGAGCUGGCAGAUAGGUGUUGUCUUGCCGGUUCUGACCCCUGUGUAUCUGUUGGGAAGGAAGCUCAGACAAGGGACUGGUCUAAAACCCCUCAUGGUAGAAAGGAAAAGGAAAGCAGUGGGUGUAUAUUUAACUGACUCUGGCUAGGCGUAAGUCUCCACUAGACAGAUUAAUUUACAGUAACAGGACUCUGGCUAGGCGUAAGUCUCCACUAGACAGAUUAAUUUACAGUAACAGGUAGUGAUUGUCUUCAGAACUGUCCCCACACAGGUCAUCAUAAUUUGGGGGUGCCCAGUCUAAUGAAGUAGACAUGAGCGGGUGGCCAGCAGUAGCCUAGCCAACACCUUUCUGGUUAACACUUAUGUGAAGGCAUGCGCACUAAUGGGCCCAACAGGCUGUCUGGUGAUUUUAUAGUCACAGAUGUUCCAUUAGCAGCCUGUCUUAGAUUUGUGUGAGCUUUGGGGAGGGUGCCUGUUCUGAGAGAAUGUGCAUGCUAAACAUGCUUGGAGUACUUAAUCAUCUAGAGUUGUGGACUAGGAAAACAAGACCCAACAAUCUCGGAACUUGUGACUUGGAAAUGGCCACUUAGAACUGCAACACAAACCUAGUUCUGUGGAUUCUACAAGCCAGUUUGUUUGUUUGUUUGCUUAUCUGUCAAGAGUGAUGGUGUUAGCCAGGGUGGUGGUGCACACCUUUAAUUCCAGCACUCCAGAGGCAGAGGUAGGUGGUUGUUUGUGAGUUCAAGACAAACUUGGUCUAUUGAGUGAGUUCCAGGACAGCAAGGACUAGGACUACACAGAGAAACCCUGUCUCAAAAAACCAAAUUAAAAAAAAAAGAUGGCAGUACAAAUUUAAUAAACUUGAAAGUUAUUAGAUAUACCCAUUUAAAUUUUCCACAAUGCAGAAACAAAAGAUGAAAAAAGACAUCAGAUUUAGCCAGAAAUGGUGGUAAUCUGGUUUAUUGUCCUUCCAAAUUUAGCUCUAUACACGUUUAAGCAAACACCUUUAAAAUAACAGUCUUGGAUUGAGUACAGGCACCAACUAAAGUGCCUUACUCUGCUUUAAUCCUCAACAGACCUGAGGUCAUUACAUAGCUCCAUCUACCGCAGAGAGACUGGUUUUCCCUCCCCCACUGCUGUGGGCAUUUUCCAUAGUUAUAGUAUUCCUUUGCAUUAUUACACUCAGUCCAUCUAACCCACCCCUACUGAUGGGUUUGUAGGUUCUUUAUGCACCUAUGUAGUUGUUCCUAUAGCGCAAAUAACUAGAAAUGAAUUCAUUGGGUCAGGAAAUACAUAUUUGACAUUUUUGAGGAAAUACAACUUUAAAAGUUGGACCAAUAACUCCAUUAAUAGUAAGAAUACCUGUUUGGCUGCUCUCCUGGCAGUACUGCAGCCUGAAAAGGUUUUGCUUGUCUUACAGACCAGGUCUUUUUUCAUUUUCUUUUUUCUUUGUGUGUGUGCAUGUAUGUAUGUGUGUGUGCACGCGUGCAUGUGUGCCUUUAUUAGUAAGAAGGAACUUUUUUUGUUCAUUGGCUGUUUUAUGUCCUGUUUUUGUCUUGUUCUUUUGUUCUAAUUAUGAAAGUAUAAAUGACUACAUUAACAUCAUAAACUUAAGAGAGACAAAUGUAAGACCGUUUUCCCAGGUCAGUUCCAUUUUCUAGUUUACUGUACAUCCUAGUAUAGUUUGUGCACAUUUCCAUGUGAAUAUACAGAAAUGUGGACACCCUUUAAAUAAACGGGAUUAUUAUGAAUUUUAAGACAUCUUUGUCUUAUAUAUUCUGGUCUUCAAACUCCUGGAAGGUGGAUGGCUGGCUGUAAGGCACUUGUUGCCUGACACUCUCCUCCAUCCUCUGACAGAUAGCUGUAGAGUCUUCACCUCUGUAGAGUACUCAUUGCCCACAGAGCCGCCUUACCCACACUGGACAGCCCUUAUCUGUUUGGGAAAAGGAGAGAGAAGAAACCUUCCUAUUUGCAUUUCCCUGACGAAUAGUGAAGUUGGUCAUUUAUAAUUUCCAGAGGAUUGUCCAUGCUUCUAUUGCCUUUGUACUGGGUUAUGUGGGUAUCUGUGUUCAGCAUCUCUUUCCUCGUUUACGGCAACAGUAUCCCUUUUUCUUGUGGUUAACCCAUUCCAUAUGGCUUUGGUGAGCACAUGACCAGCCACAGUGAUUAGACAGCGGGCAUCAAUCUGAAGCAGGCUAAGGAGAGCGCUCAAGAGAACAGCAACUCCUGGAAAGAAGGCUUUGGAGACACUGGAGACCCAAGGACGACGGGAGCCUGCAUUUUUCCUAUGUGGAGAAAGUCUCCGAGGAGAAACUCAGAGGCUAGCAGAGAUGGUGAAAAACUAAGUCUUGAUGUCAUUUUUCUGGAGGCCCUAGAUCCAGUUGUGCCUAAAGCCUGCCCUACCUCUGGACUUUAAAGUUUGUGAGCCAAUAAAGUCCCUUUCUUAUUUAAGAUAAUUGUAUUUGUCCUGAUUAAUAUAGGGUAUUUGUAUUUUCUUGUUGAUUUGUAGAAAACUUGUAGUUUUAAUUCUAGAUUCACACAUAUAAGUUAAUAAAAUUAGCAAUGGCCUUUUAUAAUUUGGA
Alexandromys fortis (reed vole) is the source of this 6010-nucleotide messenger RNA. RefSeq names its product zinc finger protein 24 (gene Znf24). The coding region runs from base 270 to 1373 and encodes 367 amino acids. The transcript is spliced from 4 exons. Lineage: Eukaryota; Metazoa; Chordata; Mammalia; Rodentia; Cricetidae. The record is from RefSeq and is a predicted model, not a curated record.